This is a messenger RNA of Acytostelium subglobosum LB1, 414 nucleotides long. RefSeq lists its product as hypothetical. Bases 1 to 414 code for a protein of 137 amino acids. Lineage: Eukaryota; Evosea; Eumycetozoa; Acytosteliales; Acytosteliaceae. The record is from RefSeq and is a predicted model, not a curated record. The transcript is spliced from 2 exons.
AUGUCAAAUAUAUUCUCAUCAUUCAUUGGAGCUGGUAUACCGGAUACAAAUCCAAACACUGGUACAAUAACAAAUGGAUCAUUGUUUCAUGGCAACUUCUCAACUUAUGGUGAUAUGUGGCUUGCUAUUACAUUUUGGUGUACGGUUGGUCAUGCUCUGACAUACUUAUGUACGGGAUUCAUAGCAUCUAUUGUUCUACGCAAGUCAAAGGUUGCUCCCUUCAUCCCUGUCUUCUCCACUGCACUAGGAAUCCUCAUAGGCAUUGGCUUUGGAGGUAUAUCAGCAACAAUCAUCGCAGCAAUAUAUAGAUCAUCGAUAUUUCUUUUGUCAUGGUAUCAAGGUAUCGCUUGGGGCAUUGGCUUGACAGUACUUCACAUCAUACUGGCGUUCACUCUCAAGGUGUUCCAAGUUUAA